Molecule: messenger RNA, 952 nt
Organism: Polychytrium aggregatum
Lineage: Eukaryota; Fungi; Chytridiomycota; Chytridiomycetes; Polychytriales
Product: nucleotide-diphospho-sugar transferase
Exons: 3
Biological process (GO): mannosyl-inositol phosphorylceramide biosynthetic process
Molecular function (GO): mannosyltransferase activity
Source: RefSeq, a predicted model, not a curated record
UCCAAAGUGGAUUUGAAUGCGCGGCCGGAAUGCUAUUGCAGUACCCAGCUACAUCCUCUCCGUAUUCCAAAAAUCAUCCACCAGUCGUGGAAGAACAGCACGCUUCCAAAGCGAUUCGAGAGAUGGGCAAACACGUGGAAACAACAUCACCCCACCUGGACCUACAUCCUCUGGACCGAUGAGAUGAAUCGCAGACUUGUCGAGCUCAACUUUCCGUGGUUUCUUGACACCUAUGAUAGCUUCCCCAACAAUAUCGAGCGAGCCGACUCGGUUCGCUAUCUCUACAUGUACAAAUAUGGAGGCGUCUAUGCCGAUCUGGAUAUGGAGUGUCUUCGGGCCAUGGAUGCACCGUAUGAUAAGGGGAAGCUCUCGCUUGUCGACCGAGGCCCAGCCCUCCUUUCUUUCCUGGGAAAGGACAUGGACUUCAAACACUCAAUCCCAAAUGCAUGGAUGGCAAGCGCGCCUGGCCACCCCUUUUGGAUGGUUGUCAUCAAUGAGAUCAUGAAGGGUCGCAAACGUGGCGUUUGGGUUGCUGAGGAGGCUACUGGCCCGAUUAUGCUGCGGACAGCCUGGAUGAUCUAUUCCAAUUAUACAAGUGGAGAGACCGAACAGCUCGUCACUCUCGCUAGCGAGUACAUCUUUCCUUACAACUGGAGUAAUUCUACAGACCUUAUCGAGAUCUGCAGUGCUCAGCGCUCCACAAUCAACGAGAACGAAUGCAAACGGCUGCUGCGGGCCCAGGGCAGGCCCGGUCAGAAACCAUAUGCAAUUACGUACUGGUCUCAUAGCUGGGAAGAUCACGAAAUCAACAGAGAUGUCCUGGAUGAGAAGGGAAAAUGAAGCCUCCCACAAAUUACCGAUGCUGGCGCAGAGAAUAACCUUCCUGGUGCUCAAGAGCAUGGGGCCACCGUUUCCGACCGCCCAUCGAGAUCAAGGGUAUCCUGUAUUUGAA